AUGCUAGAGCAGUUAUUAGAGCCAGUAUGUGUUUUACACUGCUCUUUCACGAAUGAGGAAAGCAGCCUAAAAUGGAAGCUCUCUUUACUAAAUUUAAAUUGCAUUUUUUGUCAUUUAAAGGAAAUCCGGCAUAAAUCCAGUGACUACCCUCAUAGAGUUGCAAAAUAUCCAGAAAACAGAAAUCGAAACAGAUACAGAGAUGUUAGUCCAUAUGAUCAUAGUCGUGUAAAACUGCAGAACACCGAGAAUGACUACAUCAAUGCCAGCCUAGUGGUCAUAGAAGAAGCUCAGAGAUACUAUAUUUUAACACAGGGUCCACUACCUAAUACAUGUUGUCAUUUUUGGCUAAUGGUAUGGCAACAACAAACCAAAGCAGUUGUCAUGCUGAACAGAAUUGUUGAAAAAGAAUCGGUGAAGUGUGCACAGUACUGGCCAACAAAAGAAGAGGAAGUUAUGACAUUCAGUGAAACAGGGUUCCGUGUGAGGCUAGUAUCGGAAGACAUCAAAUCCUAUUACACAGUACAUCUACUGCAAUUAGAAAAUAUCAAUAGUGGUGAGUCCAGGAUGAUAUUUCAUUUUCAUUAUACUACAUGGCCAGACUUUGGAGUUCCCGAGUCCCCAGCUUCAUUCCUGAACUUCCUGUUUAAAGUCAGAGAGUCUGGCUCCCUGAGUUCUGAACAUGGACCUGCAGUAGUUCACUGCAGUGCGGGGAUAGGACGUUCUGGCACGUUUUCAUUAGUAGACACUUGUCUUGUUCUGAUGGAGAAAAAAGACCCAUUUUCUGUAGAUAUUAAGAAGGUAUUACUGGAUAUGAGAAAAUACCGAAUGGGACUUAUUCAGACUCCUGAUCAACUAAGAUUUUCAUAUAUGGCUGUAAUAGAAGGAGCAAAAUUUAUAAUGGGGGAUUCAACUAUACAGAAACGGUGGAAGGAGCUCUCUAAGGAGGACCAAGCGCCAACUUCUGAGCAGUCUCCUCCACACCCAACCAAAAUAACCAUGGAGAAGUACAAUGGGAACAGCAUAGCCCUGGAGAGCAAAGAUCAUAUGGAGAAAAUAAAUGCUGACCUGUCCACUAAAGUUCAAGAUAUCGCAGGUGAAAACAUCGAAAGUGCUGUCCGAAAACGACUGCGAGAGGAUCGAAAAGCUAAUACAGCACAGAAGCUGCAGCAGAUGAAGCAGAAGCUAAAUGAGACUGAAAGAAAAAGAAAAAGGCCGAGACUGACUGACACCUAAGCCUUCAAGACUUGUGAAUAUUCUGCAGCUAUAAACUGCAAAUUAUUGACAUGCAAAGCGAGACAUGAGCCCCUCUUCGGGAACAAAAAGUGAGGUCUGUUAAGUACCAAGAAGACCUCAGUUAUCUGUUUACAGCGUAAACUGCAGCGAGGGGAUGAAGACCACCAGCAGCGUGCUACUUUGCAAAACAAAAUAAUUUGCCAUCUUGUGUUUUUAUAAUGCCUGUAUUAAUGUAGAAAGAUGUAAAAGAAAUAAAUUAGGAAAUAUUUUGUUUUGUACUGCCAUUCUUAUUGUAUUUUUAUACUUUUUGGCAGCAUUAAAUAUUUUUUUAAAU
This is a messenger RNA of Chaetura pelagica (chimney swift), 1567 nucleotides long. It is a transcript of the gene PTPN2, whose product is annotated as protein tyrosine phosphatase, non-receptor type 2. Gene Ontology annotation, biological process: protein dephosphorylation. Gene Ontology annotation, molecular function: protein tyrosine phosphatase activity. NCBI's taxonomy places the organism in Eukaryota, Metazoa, Chordata, Aves, Apodiformes, Apodidae. The record is from RefSeq and is a predicted model, not a curated record. Bases 1 to 1233 code for a protein of 410 amino acids. The transcript is spliced from 10 exons.